This is a messenger RNA of Coprinopsis cinerea okayama7#130, 1902 nucleotides long. Its product is annotated as DUF323 domain-containing protein. The transcript is spliced from 9 exons. NCBI's taxonomy places the organism in Eukaryota, Fungi, Basidiomycota, Agaricomycetes, Agaricales, Psathyrellaceae. The record is from RefSeq and is a predicted model, not a curated record. Bases 1 to 1812 code for a protein of 603 amino acids.
AUGACGUCUUACUCCUCUACUUCCUCCAGUUCUCUGAGUUCUCUCAGUCCUCCGACCUCGAGGGCGACCACUCCUGCCUCUGAGAUAUCCGAUAUCCAGACGGUGAAGCAGGUCGUGCUCGUCCCCAGCCACGAACUCUGUCCUGAAGGGUUGCGACAGCUUUUUUCUUACUACGGUGGCUCCGUCGGUCUCGUCGUGGACCGUGAAUCCCCUUCUCAGGGGGAUGACCACUGGGAACGACGGGAAGCCGACAAUGGCGUGCCGCUACACUUCAAAGCUCGCCAUGGGUUUGAAGAGUUGAGCAGGAUGAGCCUGCUCUAUAUUUCCACCUCCAAGGAACAUGCCCGCCAACUCAACAUCAUCAAUACCGCCAACCUGCGUAGCGUCGUGUCAACACCGCUCAGCCCUACCCGCAUGCUACAUAUCCUCGAACGACCAUCCUUCGUCUUCCCCCCUGUGUCAUCAGUCAAGUCCUUCUCCCCUCAAGGAACGGAAUGCCGCGGCAACAUCCCCACUUUGGACGAAUGGCGGUCGCUGUGGAAAGCAUGGGAUACUAUCACCCUUCAGAUGAUUCCAGAAAGCAUGUUGCACCAGAAACCCAUCGACCUGAGGCACAAAUGUUUAUUCUACAUUGGCCAUAUUCCAACUUUCUUGGAUAUGCUCCUCUCAAAGUCUAUUGGAGGCAAGGCCACAGAACCUGCCUAUUUCUGGAACAUUUUCGAGAGAGGCAUUGAUCCCCAUGUCGAUGACCCCGAUUAUUGUCAUAACCACUCAGAGGUCCCUGAACGCGAUGAAGAUUGGCCUACACUCGACACUAUUAUCAGCUUCAGAGAUGGUGUACGCCGGAGGUUAAUGGGUCUCUACGAAGAUCUGGCGAGCGGGAAGCGGAGACUCAACCGCAACAUUGCUCGGACUCUUGUGAUGACACUAGAGCACGAAGGCUUCCACGUCGAGACCUUGCUAUACAUGCUCAUUCAGCGCGCCGGGUCAGGAACGUUGCCUCCUCCCGGAUUCCAACAGCCCGAGUGGUCUUCAUUAGUCGAGCAAUGGGGUCAGAUCCCUGCACCUUCCACUUCCGCGGUUGUUGUCGGGCCUGCUCAACUCACCAUGGGACACAACGACUCGGAAGCAGACGACAAGCUACCACACAAAGCAUCGGAUAUUGUUGAUCAUACUUUCGGGUGGGAUAACGAGAGUCCCGCUCGGGUGGUCCGAGUCGACGCCUUCAAAGCCGAAUGGAGACCUAUCACCAACGCAGAAUACGAGGCCUUCUGCAAGCGGACUAGUCGCGAAGAGCUGCCGAAGAGCUGGGUGAAGGAAGAUGGAGAGAACAAGGUUCGAACCUUCUAUGGCCCUGUGUCAAUGGCGAUCGCUGGGGAUUGGCCACUUCUCGCUUCGUACGACGAGUUACUGGAUUAUGCCCGUUCCAAGGGUGGGCGCUUACCAACAGAACCCGAGCUACGGUUGUUCUUGGAUACCUACGAUAUCGGUCAUGAAGGUGGUGCCAAUAUCGGCUUCAGGAACUGGCAUCCAGUACCAGCAACCACUGGUAUUUCCGAGUUUGAUGGCAAAGGUUCCAAUGGUGGUGUCUGGGAAUGGACUUCAACGCUCUUUGAUACGCAUGAAGGUCUGGUCCCGACAAACAUCUUCCCUGGGUACUCCGCAGAUUUCUUUGAUACCAAGCAUCAUGUUGUGCUGGGAGCUUCAUACGCGACCAUUCCGCGACUCGCUGAGCGUAAGACUGUCAGAAAUUUCUAUCAGCACAACUACCCGUAUCCCUGGGCUGGCGCUCGUGUUGUUUAUGACUUGUGAUCACACUAUCUCGGUUUUCGUUGUCCUUUUCUUGCCAUGUAUUCUUGACCACUGUAAUACUAGACAUGCAAUCAAUGAGGAAGCUGUUCA